Molecule: messenger RNA, 2217 nt
Organism: Chelmon rostratus (copperband butterflyfish)
Lineage: Eukaryota; Metazoa; Chordata; Actinopteri; Chaetodontiformes; Chaetodontidae
Gene: prr18
Product: proline rich 18
Exons: 1
Coding region: 153-920 (255 amino acids)
Source: RefSeq, a predicted model, not a curated record
UCAGUGUGGACAACAGGUGCACUACAGCCUCUCUCCACCUCGCUGCUGGAUAAUGCCCGCAGAGCGCCGCUCGUCGCUUUGCGCAGGGCUUCCUCAUCCGCACUUUGGACACUUGCACGUUUUUAUAUCUUGAUCACUUCCAGCCGCUAAAAAUGCCUUUUCCGCCCAUAAGCCUCCACCAGCGGAUCUCCUCUCCUGGCAGGGAACUAUUCGGGAAAAAGAAAGCCAACGGAGUGCCUCCUCAGACUGAGCUCACCAGCAAAUCCGGCCGAGAGAAAGGGGGGUCCGAUAAGGAGAAGCAGUCCAUUUCUUGGACAUCGGCAAAUUUAAGGAACUUGGGGCGAAAAGCCCAGCAAGAGAAGAGUAAAAGCCCAGCUCAGAAGGCGAGUGCCGCCCAGGAGACCCAGGGAAAAUGCUCCUGGUUGUCGGUGCCCAAACCUCAGGACUCAUCCGAGGGAGUCAGGCGCUCCAGCUCCAUGGACUCCGCCAGACAGCUCCAUGGCAAAGAGGAAGGGAAGAAGGAGAUUCAGUUUACCCUCAGUCUCACCCCUGAAGCCAUUCUCGUCAUCCAAAAACGGACUCUAGAAAAGCAGAUGAUGGCAAAGCAACAAAAAUGCUGCGCCUCCGCGGACUUUCGGCACAGGCGAGUGUUUCCAUCCAAAAAGGCGCACGCCGGGUCCAAGGGGUGCGCUCCUGUUGCCAAAGCGGAGAGCGCCGAGCAGGACAUAACCGCCAUCGUUAAAAUAUCUCUUUUGAAUGAUCAAUACAAGUACGACGACGUGGAGUAUGAAGAGGAGGAUGGAGACGUGGAUGAGACUGUUGUGAGGAAAUGUAAAGAGUGGCUCAAAGGGGUCGAAAAUGCCGCCGCUUUGGGAAAAGUCGACAAACUUUCUGCACUUCCGCACCUUAAAGGCUGCUGACACCUGACUUUUCAUCUGUUAAUCUUUAACAGCAGACUGAGAACAGAGAUGAGUGACUCACGAGGAGUGCGCACCGGCGUAGGCCUGCUGCGAUGGCUUUGUAAUUCGAGUCUUGUAAAUUAAACGCUUGCAGAUGAGGGGAGAAAAUCCACUUGUCUGGACGGGCAUGUCAGCUUGUUUCGGAUUAUUUGCUACAAUAUAUGUCACAAAAAAUGACAAUUAUUGAAGAAAACAAAGAUAGAUGAGUAAAUUGCAUUGGAAUAAGAGGAAAUUUGACUGUCAACAAAAAAUAAGAUUUUAAAACCUCGUUGCAGCCUGUGACUCAUCCAGCAGUCCUUCUUAAGGUUCACAGGGACGUUGCUUUGCGAGUUUUAAGCCUGACCAAUGUUUUGUUGACGUUUGAACUGAACACUUUAAUAUUCUCGUCCUUUGCACAUGGUAUUUGUUUUCAGUGGGGCGCCUGUGGAUUGGCAGAGGGGUUUGCGUAAAGGGACGCGAAACCGUUCCUUUGUGCUGGAGAACAAUAAGCUGUCAACAACAGGGCUUUACAUGCGCCUGCUGCUGGAACCAAACUGGACUGUUUAUGUUUCCUCUAAUAAGAGGGUUAUAUCCUUUGUAGGGAUUUAUCAGUGAUGUACAGUAUUUAAUAUUUACUAAAUAUUUGUACUGUCAGGCGUUUUCUCAGCUGAUGACUUUAUGCCAUUUGAAGUAAAAUGUUCUUUUUUCUAAACUAUGCAAGUGUCACUGACCUUUUUAAAUCCUUCACAAGCUGAUUUGUGUUGUGCCUCUUCAAUAAUUCUGUUACAUGAUGCUAAUUUGCAGCCCUCAGAUUUCUUUUACACGUCUGGACACUUCCCAGAUGGUAUUUUAAAGGCUCUUUGUUGCCACUGUAGCUACCUGGGGCCAUUUGGGCAUUAGUGUUCUAAGCUUCUUAGAUUUCCUGUUAAGCAGGGUUGACCAGUGUACUGAGGGCCCAGGUGCAUGAUCCCCUCAGGAAAUUACAUCCAGUCUGCUUCACUUUUAUAUAUAUAUAUAUAUAUAUCAAACAAAGCAAUGCAUGUAGCUGCUAUAGAUAGUAAGUGUUAGCACUAAAAUCUAAGAGACAUUUUCAUCCAAAUUGCCAGAAUGUGAUUUGCAGCAAAGGUAUUCCCAUUCUGAAAAGCUUAAUCUUGACAUUCCCAUACUCAUGUGGUGCGCCACAAAGAGCCAUGUUUUUAUUAUAUAAGUGGCCAUGAACUACUGCUCAGGGUGAGAGAGCUGGUCAGGGGCCAGUUGUGGGCUUAGAAACAAACCAGGA